This is a messenger RNA of Salvia hispanica, 1007 nucleotides long. Its product is annotated as enoyl-CoA delta isomerase 1, peroxisomal-like. Gene Ontology annotation, cellular component: peroxisome. The record is from RefSeq and is a predicted model, not a curated record. Gene Ontology annotation, molecular function: delta(3)-delta(2)-enoyl-CoA isomerase activity. Lineage: Eukaryota; Viridiplantae; Streptophyta; Magnoliopsida; Lamiales; Lamiaceae. Gene Ontology annotation, biological process: fatty acid beta-oxidation.
UUGAGACAAAAACAAAAUCCUCAAAUUUAAAACCUCACAUCUUCAAUUAACUAGAGGUGGUGCAAAUUGCAAUGUGCAGUUUGGAGAAACGCGGCGAUGUUUUCAUCCUCACAAUCACCGGCGAGACGGACCACCGCCUCAACCCCGAGCUCCUCGACUCCAUCACGGCGGCGGUCGCGCAAGUCAAGUCGGAGUCGACGCCCUCGACCGCCCUCAUCACCACCGCCCAAGGCAAAUUCUUCUCCAACGGCUACGACCAGGCCUGGGCCCUAGCCGACCCGGCCCGGCCCAAGAUCAUCUCCAAGAAGCUCCGUCUCUUGGUGGAGGACCUAAUCUCCCUCCCCAUGCCCACAAUCGCCGCCGUCAACGGCCACGCCUCUGCCGCCGGCUUCAUCCUCGCCCUCAGCCACGACUACCUCCUCAUGCGCAGGGACAGAGGCUAUCUCUACAUGAGCGAGCUCGACAUCGGCUACCCGAUUCCGCGGUGGUUCGUGCAGCUCGUGAAGAGCAAGGUCGGGUCUCCGAAGAUCUGGCGGAGCGUGGUGAUGGCGGCGGCGAAGAUCACGGCGGAGAUGGGGGUGGAGUGGGGGAUCGUGGACUCGGCCCACGACGGCGCUGAGGCGACGGUGGAGGCGGCGGUGAAGCUGGGGGCGGAGUUGGUGGGCAGGAAGUGGGGUGGGGAGGUGUACGCCGCCAAUCGGAGAGUCGUGCUUGCUGACGUGUUGGCGGUGCUCGGCUCCGAUGAGACUGUCGGGGACUCCGGCGAUGAUGACGUGGCUUCGAGAUUGUAAUUUACAUGUGGGCCCCAUUAGAUAUAUAGCCGUUUUUACGGUUGUUGUGGAGUAAAGUGCAAUUAUUUGAUUCUGAUUUGUAGUAGCAUUUUAUUUCAACAAAAUGAUAGACUGUUGUAUUCUGGAGAUAAUAUCUUCUUGUCUUCUACAGUAGCAAGUUUCAAAACGUGUACUGUCGUUUUCUCUUCAAUUUCUAUAUAAUGCAGUGUUUGUGAA